This is a messenger RNA of Adineta ricciae, 1116 nucleotides long. The record is from the annotation of a GenBank genome assembly. Lineage: Eukaryota; Metazoa; Rotifera; Eurotatoria; Adinetida; Adinetidae.
AUGCAAUCCGUCGAUGAAUUUACGCCAUCAACAACCGAGCCUGUGUUCGGUAGUGGACUUAUCUCUCAAACGAAAAGUCAAUCAUCAACUAAUAACGAGAGUACUGGUAAUGAAAAUGCAGUUCCAGCGUCCGAAUCAGCUGUAAAUGGACAAAAUGAUAGCAAAAUGGAAACGAAUGAACCUAUUACGAAUGGUGCCACAGAUCAUACGAAUACUAAGGAACCAUCAGCUGUACAUGUCAACGGACAGAAUGACAAACCUAUUGUUGAAGAAGUUUCCGAACCUGUUGUUGAAAAAGCAAGCGAAGUUGAACCAAUGGUAACCGAAGCACCAGUUCAGGUUCAAUCAGUUGUUCCAUCGACUGAAACGGAGCCAGCGACAUCGACAUCCACCGAUGCUGCAAUGGAAAGUUCAUCAGCUGUAACAAGUACAGAGCCAACUUCAAUUGUUGAAUCGACAACACCUGUAGUUGAAGCAGAACCAUCCAGCGUUACUGCACCUGUCGCCUCCGAAUCCGGAACAUCAGAGUCGAAAGCAAAAUCUCCUCGUGGCAGAGCUAAAGCAGCACCUGUUGUAGCUUCGACAGCACCAACACGUCAAUCGACACGUGGUCGAAAACCGGCCGCAUCAUCAUCAACAAACGUUGAAGAAAAUCAAUCCAAUGACGAUACUGCUGCAACAUCAACAGCAUCAUCAAGUCAAGAAGAAUCAUCGUCUAAACCUACUAAGCGACAAGCAGCCGCAGCUGCUAGUGACGCUAUAGCAGCAACUAAUCAACCAAACUCAACAUCUGACAACAGCAAUGCUGGUGAUGCAAAAGAUCAAGAAGUGAUUCCAUCCGAGGGUGAUGACGACGAUGACGCAACUGCUGGCAAAGGAAAGAAGGGUACUCCAGGACGUAAAAAACGCGAACCGUCUGUGCCAGCAGCUAAUGCAACAAAGAAAGCACGAGGUAAAAAUUCUAUAACACCAGCAAGUGAUGCUGAUAACGGAGCUGAAACAAGUGAAGCUGAAGCGAUUCAAAGUCCCCCGAAGAAAGCACGUACAAGUGUACCUAAGAAGACACCUGAGCCACCCAGUGAAGAAUACACGCGAAAAUUACGACCAAGAAAAUAG